AUUUAUAAUAUAUGUUUUAUAUGUAUAUAUAUAUAUAUAUAUAUAUAUAUAUAUAUAUAUAUAUUAGAGCACAAAAAAAUUAAAAGGUAAUGUGCUUAUGUUGUAAAUGCAUAAAUAUUGAUCAUUAUAAUACUACAGAUUUUUGAGAAAUUGAUGGUAUACUAUUUGAAACAAGGCUGGCUUUUUAUUUAACCAUUUUAUGAUUUACAAUGUAUGAUUUUAUAUGCAUUUUAGGAUUAGAGAGAUUAAUUUUAAUUAUUUAAAAAAUUCAAUCUUAUACGUUUUUCAUUAUAUGUGUUAUAAACCAGCAAAUACACUUAUAUAUGUAUGUUGGCAAUAAAUAUUUGUAAGAUUUAAAAACAUAUAUAUUUUUAGUAUAUAUAUAAAAGAAAAAAAAACAAAAUACGUCGAGAGUUAAUAUACGACAAAUGAUGCGUAAUGAAAUAAUUUUGUAACAUUUCUUUUUAUCAUUCCUGUCACAAUUUUCUUUUUAACUAUUUACUAAUUUUUUGUCAGUAAUACUGUGAUAUUUCGUAUUUGCUGGAAAUUGAACAGAAACAAUUGUGAAAUAAUUUGUAAAUUUUUUAAAUAUCUGUAUGAAUUAUAAUUGCAAAUACGAUGAUUUCGAUAUUAUGUACAAUACCAAACAAAAAACGUGAAUAUAUUAAUCUAGAUCUAAUUGGAAUUAAAAUUAUUAAUAAAAACGCGAAAUGAUCCACCAAAUAUUUCAUACACUUAUCAUUUCGAGGUAUUUAUCAAUUAAAGAAAUAUAAUCGUAUAAAUAAUAAAUGAUUUAUAAUAUUUUCCGUAAGAUUUGACAAUUUCUUGUUUUUUCUUUCUUUCUUUCUUUUUCUUUUUUUUUUUUAUAGUCUCCCUUUUGUUCCUACGACUCAUUUUUAAUUUGAAACUUUGGAAUGGCAAAAGAACAACUAUGGCAUAGUCUCUGAUAGGUUGUAAACUAUGUCGAAGUAUACAAGUAUACCAUAUAGAUUCUGUUGCUUGGUAACUAAAUUGCCAAACAUUUCUGUACCACGAGACUGAAGUCAUUAACUUGAUAGUUCAGUGUCUCAAACUACUUUUUAAUUCUUUUUCUUCCACAAAAAAAAAGGAAGAAAAAAGAAAAGAAAACUCAUUAAUUUUUUUUUUAUACGCAACACUUUACCUUAUUUAUUUCAUUAUGAAACACAUGUAAUUAUUGGGAUAUAUAUUGUAAUCAAGAAACUAUUUUAAGUGUGUUUAAAAAGAUAUUUUACAGUGAAGUUUCGAACGAACAAAAAUGGUGAGUUAUUUUAUUUUAAUAUACUAUAGUUCUCUUACAUAUAAUUUUUGUGUUAAAUAAUUUCUUUUUUUUUUAAUGGAAUAAAAAUUGGAGAAAAUUGUUUUAUUGUUUUAUGUGAAAUAUUUUUUAUAGGGGCCUAAAAAAGCAAAGGGUAAGGCAAUGGAUACGGUCGACGGGGUGGACACAGCAAAAAUGAACAGAGAACAACUUGAGAUAUAUGCUCAUAAGAUAUUAGAAGAGAUGGAACGUGAAAGAGAGGAAAGAAAUUUCUUUCAAUUAGAAAGAGACAAAUUACGUACUUUUUGGGAAAUAUCGAGACAUCAAUUGGACGAAGCACGUGCCGUUGUUAGAAAUAAAGAACGAGAGAAAGAAGAACUUCAGGAAAAGCACGAUGAAGAAAUGAAAUUGUACAAACAAAAAGUAAAACACUUGAUGUACGAACACCAGACUAAUUUGUCUGAAACAAAGGCAGACCAUUUGGUUGCUCUUAAACUGGCGCAAGAUGAUCACAUAUCUCAAGAGAACGAGCUCAUUAGGGAUAAAAAGGAAUUAAAGAAAGCACAAAGGGAACAGGAAGUGGCUCGUUUGAAUGAAAUGCAUGAAUUGAAACUCCAUCAUGCCGAAGAAAUAAAUAAUAUUAUGAAAAAAUUCGAAUCAGAGGCAAUAGAAUUGGAACAAAAGUACGAGCAAAAAUUAACGAAUCAAUACGAGUCACUCAUGUUGAAACAUCAAAUGGAGAUAACCGAAAUAGAGGAGAGAAAAAAUUUGCAAAUUUCUACUUUGAUUAAAAAUCAUGAAACUGCAUUUACAGAUAUGAAAAAUUAUUAUAAUGAUAUUACUCUAAAUAACUUGUCACUUAUUCAAAGUAUAAAGGAACAAAUGGAAGUAAUGAAGAAUAAUGAGGAUAGAAUGAAAAAACAAGUACGUGAGUUAACAGCGGAAAAUAAACAAUUUUCUACGGAAUUAAAGAGUUUGAGAGAAAAAGUAGCCGAUUAUACACGACAACUUGUUAAUUAUGAGAAAGAUAAGCAAUGCUUAUCCCAUACAAAAAGGAAACUAUCGUUGGUUACCAAGGAUUAUGACAAUUUAAAAUGGGAGAACGAAGUUUUGGAACUACGUUUUGAAAAAUGUCAAUCGGAAAGAGACGAUCUUCAUUCUAGAUUCGUAUCAGCCAUAUUGGAGUUGCAACAAAAGACCGGCCUAAAAAAUGUACUUUUAGAAAAGAAAUUAGAAAAAUUAUCUGAAUUGUUAGAGCAACGCGAAGUUCAGAUUAGCGAAGUCUUGGCUGCUGCUCAUUUAGAUCCUACAGCCGUCAUGAAUGUAAAUAAAAAGUUGGAGGAUAUGUUGAAUCGAAAAAAUACAGCGAUACAAGAUCUCCAAUACGAAUUAGCUAAAGCUUGUAAAGCACACGAUGAUUUAUUAUCAGUAUAUGAAAGUAAAUUGCAAGAGUAUGGAAUAUCUAAAUCUGAGAUUGAAUUUCAACCAUUAAGAGCAAAACUGGUGAACACGUGGACAGGGUCAGGACAAACGGCGAAUUAUGUUACAGCGGAUCGAUAGAUACAUACAUAAAACUAGUUAAUGAAUUUAAUAUAUCUACACGUUUAUUUCUUAUCUUUUUUUUUUCUUUUUUUUUUUCUUACAUGCAAUGUGCAUUCGUGUUCUACUUAGAUAAAGGUGUGUGUAAGUAAAGAUACGACGAUCUUUUUGCUGAUCAUCAUUUACAUAUAUAUAUAUGUAUGCAUGUAGCAAAAAAGAAAAAGAAAUAAGAGAAACAAUUUAAUUCAAUUUAUUUUUAUGUAUAUAUGUACACACUUCGUCGACAUACAUACGUAUCUAUGUACGUACGUAUGUACAUAUAUGUGUACAUACAGGGCGUUCCAAUCUUCUCGAUAUAUUAUAUAAAUCGAUUAAAUUAUUUAUAGAAUUUUGAUAGAGAAGCUAUGGACAAAUUUUUAAUCGAAGUAAAUGAAAAUAUCACAUCACAAUGGA
Messenger RNA from Vespula vulgaris, 3268 nucleotides. RefSeq names its product dynein regulatory complex subunit 4 (gene Gas8). Gene Ontology annotation, cellular component: microtubule; motile cilium; Golgi apparatus. Gene Ontology annotation, biological process: cell motility. The record is from RefSeq and is a predicted model, not a curated record. Bases 1439 to 2836 code for a protein of 465 amino acids. The transcript is spliced from 7 exons. Gene Ontology annotation, molecular function: microtubule binding; small GTPase binding. Lineage: Eukaryota; Metazoa; Arthropoda; Insecta; Hymenoptera; Vespidae.